CCUUGCCGGGCUGUCGCACCCGGUGCGGGCUGACAGCGCAGAGCGCGGUGGUGCUGUUCAUCAGGCGUCACUCUCCAGCGGCAGAGGAUUGCCCGUCCGUCAGUGCCAGACAGGCUCACGAUGCGGAUGUCGGUGACGGCGUGCGCGCUGGCGGCGCUCCUGGCGCUGAGCUGCGCGCCCCAGGCCAGCCAGGCCGCCUACUGGGGCGACGACCGGACGCCGCUCACGAGGGCCACCAUGCCCCGCGGACACGUGGAAAGCCCGCCCGGCGAGGGGCCGGCGGCCGAAGCGCUGGAGAGGCUCACCUACAGGGACUACAGCAGCGCCCCGGCCAUCCGCACCCCUGCUGAGAAUGGAUACAAGAUCGUGUGCUACUAUGGCGCGUGGGCCAUCUACCGGGCGGAGCCGAUGAGCUUCCGCCCGUCCGACGUGCAGGAGCAGGGCUGCACGCACCUCAUCUACUCGUUCGCCGGCCUGCACAACAAGACGCUGGAGAUUGUCAGCCUGGACCCCAAGCUCGACAUUGAGAAGGGUGGUUAUGCCGAGGCGAUCGCUCUGAAGCAGAAGAACCCCCAGCUGAAGGUGAUGAUCGCAAUCGGGGGAUGGAACGAGGGCGGCAAGAAGUACUCUGACAUGGCCAGCACAGCCGCCAGCCGCACGCACUUCGUCCGGUCGGCCACCGCCUUCCUCAUGGAGCACAAGUUCGAUGGACUGGACCUGGACUGGGAGUACCCUGGUGAGUUCGGCUGGCGCGCGGCGCCUCGGACCGCAACGGCUACGUGGAGUGACAAGGAGAACUUCGCGCUGCUAGUGGAGGAGCUAUACGCGGCGUUCCAGCCGCACGGCCUGCUCCUCUCGGCGGCCGUCUCGCCGGCCGGCUUCCGCGUCAACGAGGGCUAUCACGUGCCGCGCCUCUCCGCCAAGCUGGACUUCAUCAACGUGAUGACGUACGACCUGCGUGGCCCCUGGGAGAACUUCGCCGACCAUCACUCGCCACUGCACCGCCGCGAGAGCGACAAGUGGAGCUUUGCCAAGCUGAACACGGCGCCCGACACGACGCCUGGAGCCGCCUCGACCGGCGCCGGCCCGCCGGCCAUGUACACCAAGGAGAAAGGCUACUGGGCUUACUUCGAGGUGUGCAAGACGCUGGCGCAGGAGCCGGGCUGGACGAUCAAGAAGGACGGCGCUGGCGGACCUUAUGCCUACAAGGACAAAGCCUGGGUCGGCUACGAUGAUUACUCAUACGUCUCCAAAAAGAUGGACCUGGUGAAGGAGCUGGGACUGGGCGGCGCCUUCGUCUGGGCGAUCGACCUGGACGACUUCCAGGGCGUGUGCGGCGGCAAGUGGCCCCUGCUCCGCGCUAUCAAUGAGAAGCUCAGCACCGACGGCAUGAUGACCAUGAAGCCCAUGACGACCAUGAAGCCCAUGACGACCAUGAAGCCGGACACCAUGAAGCCGGACACCAUGCCUGGGACAAUGACCACGAUCGAGUCCAUGACCACCAUGAAACCUAUGGCGACCGAGAAGCCUUCCACCAUGAUGGAGAAGCCGACCACGACGUCCUCCCCAUCGACCGGCGCGACGUCGCUGCCGUCGAGCCAGGACGAGUUUAGCUGCCCUGCGGACGGCUUCUUCCGCGAUCCGCACAACUGCAAGGUCUACUACCACUGCUCCAACGGCAUGGGCCACAAGUCGGUCUGCAACGACGGCCUGGUGUUCGACAGCGAGAAGAACGUCUGCAACUGGGCGGACCAAGUGUCGGAUUGCCCGAGCGGCGCCGGCAUGGUCGAAGAGGAAGGACUCGACGGGCGCGAGCCGCCCACGUUCCAGUGCCCCCGCUCUGGCAGCGGGCUCUUCUCCAGCCCGGACGACUGCAGCAUGUACGUGUGGUGCAACCAAGGCCGCACGCACCAGCUCACCUGCGGGCCGCACAUGCACUUCGACACGCGCUCGGGCACCUGCAACUACCCCAACAGGGUGCAGUGCCAGCGCGGCGUGGCCACGCGCGUGGCCGGCAUUGGUGAUGACCUGGGCCCGGACAUGGUCGCCACUCGAGCCUCGCAAGACAACAAGGUGGUCUGCUACUUCACCAACUGGGCGUGGCGGCGCGAGGGCGGCUCGGCCUUCGCCCCAGAGAACAUCGACCCGACGCUCUGCUCGCACGUCAUCUACGAGUACGCCGUGCUUGACCCGAACGAGCUCACGCUCGUCUCAUUCGACGAGUGGACGGACUUUGACAACAGUGAGUGA
This is a messenger RNA of Pollicipes pollicipes, 2250 nucleotides long. Its product is annotated as endochitinase-like. Gene Ontology annotation, molecular function: chitinase activity; chitin binding. The record is from RefSeq and is a predicted model, not a curated record. Lineage: Eukaryota; Metazoa; Arthropoda; Thecostraca; Pollicipedomorpha; Pollicipedidae. The coding region runs from base 121 to 2250 and encodes 709 amino acids. Gene Ontology annotation, biological process: carbohydrate metabolic process; chitin catabolic process. The transcript has 11 exons. Gene Ontology annotation, cellular component: extracellular region.